Fusarium verticillioides 7600 is the source of this 1186-nucleotide messenger RNA. RefSeq names its product cytochrome c oxidase polypeptide 5, mitochondrial. The transcript is spliced from 3 exons. Gene Ontology annotation, biological process: mitochondrial electron transport, cytochrome c to oxygen. The record is from RefSeq and is a predicted model, not a curated record. The coding region runs from base 156 to 665 and encodes 169 amino acids. Lineage: Eukaryota; Fungi; Ascomycota; Sordariomycetes; Hypocreales; Nectriaceae.
CCGUCUUGCUAAUUCUGACAUUCCCCGAAUAACUCGCCUUCUUCUCCACGAAACCUCUCGAACUCGCACUCGCACUCCACGCUCUCGAGCGCACCAAUUGAGCUUCUCUCCCGCUCGUCUCGUCAUCGCCGACUACCUAACAUAAACCGUUCACGAUGCUGCGCACAUCAGCCUCCAACCUGCUGCGCAAGAGCCUGGUGCGCAGCACUCCCGCCCUGGCCUACCGAGCUGCCUCGACUCACGCCAUCUCUAACCCGACCCUCGCCAACAUCGAGAAGCGAUGGGAGGGCAUGCCUCUCCAAGAGCAGGCCGAGCUCUGGAUGGCUCUGCGUGAUCGCAUGCAGUCCAACUGGACCGAGCUGACCCUCCAGGAGAAGAAAGCUGCUUACUGGAUUGCAUUCGGUCCUCACGGUCCCCGCGCUGUCGACCCCCCUGGAACCGGUGCCCGCGUCGCCUGGGGUGUCUUCAUUGGUCUCGCCGCCAGUGUCGCUCUCUUCGGUACUAUCCGUGCUUUCGCCAAGCCCGCUCCCUACACCAUGACCCAGGAGUACCAGGAGGAGACCAACGAGUUCCUCAAGAACCAAAAAUCCGAUCCUUUCACUGGUAUCACCUCUCCUGGUUAUGCUGGCAAGGGUAUGGUCCAGUCACCCCCCAAGGGUAACUAAAUUCAAUACACAAUAUCGUUUCCUUUGUGAUAGAAGCUGGAGUGACUCUACGGAGACGUAUUGAUGUGUAAAGGGCCUCUGGUGCGCAUGGACAUGACCGGAGGUUUCGCGGUCGCUCCAGAGAUAUCAAGUCCUCUUGGUGUAAAUACUGUACUACAACAACGAAACCCGAGUCGAGUCAUCUGUUUGAUUGAAUUUGUUCGCUUGCCUAUCUCUGUGGGGGCAUAACCCGAAGCUUUGCCUGACCAUUCUGUCGACAUUAAAUCCAGUUAAUCAAAAUAGUAAUUGCUCCAAUAAGCCUCCUAAAGGAGGAAAGAAAACUUAAGACCUUAAUCAUAAGUAAUAAAAAGACUUGGGUAACUUGAUAUAAGGUUAGGAUAAGGUUAGGAUAAGUUUAGGAUAAGUUUAAGAUAAGUUUAGGAUAAAUUUAGUAUAGACUUGGGAUACCUUUUGCUCCUUGAGGGCCUCGUCCAAUAAAUAAUAGUGAAGUUAGCCACCGCUCUGUCCUGCUUCUCGAUACU